AUGUCGGCCAGGAUGCAGCAAGGCCAACGGCCCGGAGGCUCUAGAUUCGCCCAGUUUAAGCUGGAGAGUCCGCAGUCGGAAAGGUGCUCGUCUCUGGUAUUGCGCUUCGUUAAGGACCAAUUCGACGACUACCGGGAAUCUACUAUUGGCGCCGCCUUCCUCACCCAAACCAUCGCCCUCGAUGAGAACACAACGGUCAAGUUUGAGAUCUGGGAUACAGCAGGCCAGGAGCGCUACAAGUCGCUUGCGCCCAUGUACUACAGAAAUGCAAACUGCGCCGUAGUCGUAUAUGACAUCACACAGGCCGCAUCUUUGGAUAAGGCCAAGGCCUGGGUCAAGGAGCUUCAACGCCAAGCGAACGAGAACAUCAUCAUCGCUCUUGCUGGAAACAAGCUCGAUCUUGUUACAGAAUCGCCCGAUAAGCGCGCCAUCUCUACUGCCGAUGCAGAACAAUAUGCCCGCGAGGCCGGCCUGCUCUUCUUUGAGACAUCGGCAAAGACGUGCGAGAACGUAAAGGAGCUCUUCACAGCUAUUGCAAAGAAGCUGCCUAUUGACCAGGCAGGCCCACGGAACCUGAGGCCAGGCCAGCAACGACAGGGGGUCAACCUAAGGCCGGAAGCCAACCAGACACAGGGACCUGCAGGGUGCAACUGCUAG
This is a messenger RNA of Pyrenophora tritici-repentis Pt-1C-BFP, 657 nucleotides long. The record is from RefSeq and is a predicted model, not a curated record. Lineage: Eukaryota; Fungi; Ascomycota; Dothideomycetes; Pleosporales; Pleosporaceae.